Molecule: messenger RNA, 1918 nt
Organism: Anolis sagrei ordinatus
Lineage: Eukaryota; Metazoa; Chordata; Lepidosauria; Squamata; Anolidae
Gene: CXH1orf232
Product: chromosome X C1orf232 homolog
Biological process (GO): spermatogenesis
Source: RefSeq, a predicted model, not a curated record
AGACCUCUGUCAUUAGCCAAGGGGUUUGGGGCUGGGCUAAAAGCACGGUGGGUGAUGGGAAGAGAAGCCUCCUUCCUUCCUUCCGUCCUACAACUCAGCGUGAUUUGGGGCUCAACGGACAAAGUAAGCCACUUUUUGGGACAAAGCAUAGGAAGCAAGGUAUCAACCCUUUUCACUCGUGGUUUGCAAAAAGCAACUCAGGCUAGUGGGGAGAAGCUUUCUGUCUAAGACGGAAACUGGAUCCAUGAAGGAGAAGAACAGAGGCCUGAGAGGCUACCAGCCCUACGAAAUAAUUUAGCUGCCAGGCGCUAUUUUGAGCCUGUUGCCGAGCUACCACGUUCCAAAGCCCAUUCUUGGGGGAGAUCGGUUACAGGGUGCAGACAAUGGCGUGUAAUGCAAGAGCAUAGCGGUGCGGGGAUGAGGCUUCCCUAAGGACUCCAAAGCAGGAGAAAAGAGUCUGCCUGGUGUGAACUGGGGAGGGGGGCAGGGGUUGGACUUUCUCUAUUGCCGUGUGAAGACACCCCUCUUGUGAAGAUACGAGUCCUCUGCGUGGAAAGAGGGCACAGCUUCCAAGCCUGGAGGUGUGAAUAAGCCAGUAAUAAAUGUCCCAACUGUAGGAUGGAGAAGAAGACAGCUCAUUGAGUUUCUGAAGAACCAGUCUGGUUCACAAGACACAGUGAGCGUCCAUCAGUUACAGGGCCCUUCAUUGAAGGAAACCAUUGGCAUUCUGGGUCAGCCAUGGAUCUGUUUCCUUUGUGUUCUUUGAGAUGUACAUUGGAGGCUCCUGAAAUUUUAAUGAAGACACCAGAUCUGAGAAGGAGGCCGCUCAUGACAGGUGUGAAUUUGCAGGACGUACCAGCAUCUGCCUGAGCGCCUGGUACCUUGGCUGAGUCUCCAAAGCGAAUGAACACAGAGGUGGGAUGGCAACCAGCCCGUAAACCAUCAACGAUUGGAAGAGCAAGCUACACCAAGGGCCGGGGUCUGUAGGACUUGAGACUGUCCAAACUUGGCAUCUCACAAGGUUGCUUUGUGGGACGUGCUGCUUCUGGGAGAAGAACAUAAGACCUGAAGAAGCUGAGUGGACAGUUGCCAGGAUGACACAAGCAUUUUGGAAGGUCUACAAGGCCAAAGUAAUGCAGACCCUUGGUGGAGAGUCACAAGAAGAGGAUCUUGAAGAUGAGAGAGAGAGUCCUGAAAUGAUGGAAACUACAGAUUCAACACUGCUGACAGAGGAAGGGUCCAACCCUGUUUCUCAACUGGCACGAAGGGUCCAAGGAGCUGGAGCCAAGAGCUGGAGGACUGUAUCAUCCUUGUUCAGCCGGGAAGAUGAACAUAAACUGCUGGCCUCUGAGCCUUGUGCUGACCACCCUUUAGCAGCAAAACCGGAGGAGGAUUCUGCCUCCGAGAGGAGGACCGCUGGCCUUUGGGACGUCUUUGCUUCUAAGUGGCAGCAGCCUUCAGGCCUGGAGAAGAUGGUGGACCCCCAAGAGCCGUCCGCCAGGGGCAGAUCAGGGGAAAUGGUGGUCGAGGAGGAGGAGGAAGCUGGUGGCACCGGCCAGGACAACGACCUCCGAGAAGCUGAAGGGAUGGCCUUCAAAUGGAGCUUCCUGACCAACAAACUGGCUGAGAUGAAGAACAGAAGCGUCUCCAAGAGCAACUAGGACAGAUGCAGAAAGGACAGACUUCUGAUGCUAUGCUGUCUUUCCAGCAGAGGACAAGGACUGUCGCCUUUUCCCCAGUAACUCUUCCAUAGAAGAACGUUGUGUGAUGUGGAGGAUCUGGGCCAUUGUAUUAACCAUCACAAUGUUAGGAUAAUGUCCUCUUUGCACCCCCCUUUCAAUGUGUGCCCCAUGUUUCCAGUGCUAUCAUUCCCUCUCUCCUUGUCCUCCCCAUCUUCUUCAUAAGACUGUUCUUCAAA